AUGGUAAAUCCAGGCUACGUUCAGCCUCUUUGUGUCACCCCACAGGUGUCUCUGCGUGCUUCUAACGGUGUCAUGGCGGUGCAGAGUGUUCCUCUGGGACAGGAAGUGACUGGGCAGCAUCAGACUACACUGACCAUCAACGCCACCAGUCUGGCCCAACUGAACGCGCUACUGGCACAGGUGACCUACUGCAGUGUAGCGUACGUCCUGAGCACACAGGAUUUGAUACAUUUUACUUUUGAGGACCAUGAGGUCAUCUUUCCGCUCACAAUCAAGAAACCUUCGAUUCCUGUUCUGUAUGAUCCGGGUGCAGAUAUUAAUUCUCAGGUGACCAUAGCCACCAAGACAUUCCUCAGGUAUAAAGAGUUGAGGCUAUUGAUUGACAGCAUCAGGGCGAAAUACCCAGAUAUCCGAAUCAUUAUCGCAGAUGACAGCAUGGAGCCAGAGAAAGUGGAGGGUCACAACAUUUACCAGUACAUCAUGCCUCCUGCUCAGGGCUGGUUUGCAGGUCGGAACCUGGCCGUCUCCCAGGUGACCAGCAAGUACUUCCUGUGGGUGGAUGAUGACCACCGCUUCCUGAACGAGACCAGCAUCGAGAAGUUUGUGGAGAUCAUGGAGGCAGUGCCAACGCUGGAUGUGCUGGGGGGUUCUGUGGAGGGCAACCAGUUCUACUUCACUUUGGAGUACCAGGAAGGUGCGGAAGGAGAGGGCGAGGGAGGCUGUCUCUCGAGGCUGCAGAACCAACACCACGCUCCACUGAACGGCUUUAAAGACUGCUUGCUGGUGGACGGCGUGGUCAACUUCUUCCUGGCCAGGACGGAUGCCGUGCGCAGGGUGGGCUUUGACCCCUUGCUGCAGCGCACUGCCCACUCCGAGUUCUUCAUGGACGGUCUUGGUCGUCUGCUGGUGGCAUCCUGCGCAGGCCUGGUGAUUGGCCAUCAGAAACGCCAAUCAAACCGCGAGCAAUACAACAAGUUCCGCUACCAAGAUGAGGUCGAUGCUAAACUCCGCCUUCAUUACUUCAAGAAUCACCUCAAGUGUGUCGUGUAUUAAAGCAGUAUUGCACCAUUUUUGGAAAUUAUAUAAAUAAUUUUAUAUAUGGUUUUUAUUUGUUUAUAAACACGGUGUUGUGAGGAGGGGCAAGAUACUGGCAGCCAACCAUGUGAGGUAAUUGUUUGACUGUCAGCGGUUUCCAACAAUCGGAGGUUGAGUUGUGCGCAGCCAUGGGAAAACAAAAAUU
Molecule: messenger RNA, 1240 nt
Organism: Engraulis encrasicolus (European anchovy)
Lineage: Eukaryota; Metazoa; Chordata; Actinopteri; Clupeiformes; Engraulidae
Product: beta-1,4 N-acetylgalactosaminyltransferase 2-like
Exons: 6
Coding region: 1-1053 (350 amino acids)
Biological process (GO): UDP-N-acetylgalactosamine metabolic process; UDP-N-acetylglucosamine metabolic process
Molecular function (GO): acetylgalactosaminyltransferase activity
Source: RefSeq, a predicted model, not a curated record